Molecule: messenger RNA, 3798 nt
Organism: Numida meleagris (helmeted guineafowl)
Lineage: Eukaryota; Metazoa; Chordata; Aves; Galliformes; Numididae
Gene: MAP1S
Product: microtubule associated protein 1S
Exons: 5
Biological process (GO): microtubule cytoskeleton organization; dendrite development; regulation of microtubule depolymerization
Cellular component (GO): neuronal cell body; synapse; microtubule associated complex
Molecular function (GO): microtubule binding; actin binding
Source: RefSeq, a predicted model, not a curated record
GCACUGUCACCUGCGGCGUGCGCGGGGACAGCAGGCACUGCCCGUCCCGCAGGCAUCCGCUCCUGGGACAUCGACCUCACCUCCUGCAACCUGGACGAGCAGCUGAAGCUCUUCGUCUCCCGCCACUCCGCCACCUUCUCCAGCAUCGUCAAAGGUCAGCGGACCCUGCAUCACCGCGGCGAUGUGCUGGAGACCCUGGUGCUGCUCAACCCCUCCGACAAGUCCCUGUGUGACGAGCUGCGCAACCUCAUCACGGAUGUGUCGCAGCACAAGCUGCUGGUGUUCGCGGGGCCCUGCGUGGAGGAGACGGGGGAGCUGAUGCUGCAGACCGGCUGCUUCUCGCUGCGGGACUUCAUCCAGAUCUUCACCGACAAGGAGGUCGGGGAGAUCCUGAGCUCUGCGGACCCCUCGGCCAAGGCCAGGCUGACCAUCAGCUGCCCCGACUUCGGGGAGUGGAAGAACUCGGGUUUGGACCAUCACAACCUGCAGGACUUCAUUGAGCUGCGCUACAACCCCGGCUGCAUCCUGCCCGAGAUGGAGGGGCUGGAGGAGUUCAUGGAGUACCUCUCGGAGUCGCUGGAGCCCCAGUCCCCCUUCGACCUCCUGGAACCCCCCACCAUGGUGGGUUUCCUCAAGCUCUCCAAGCCCUGCUGCUACAUCUUCCCGGGUGGGAGAGGGGACUCGGCUUUUUUCGCCGUCAACGGCUUCAACGUGCUGGUGAACGGCGGCUCCAACCCCAAAUCGUCCUUCUGGAAGCUGGUGCGGCACCUGGACCGCAUCGACUCCAUCCUGGUGACGCACGCGGGCACCGACAGCCUGCCCGGCAUCAACAGCCUGCUGCAGAGGAAGCUGGCCGAGCUGGAGGAGGAGCCGGCCUCGCAGGGCUCGCAGGGCAACGGCGACUGGGCCCGCAACCUCAUCUCCCCGGAGCUGGGCGUUGUCUUCCUCAACGCCUCCGAGAAGCUGAAGGCCAUCGAGGGCAACUCGCGGGUGCUGAAGAGCUGCGACGAGGCGGCGCUGACGCUGCACUACCUGGAGAAGUUGGGCAUCCGCCCCAACCCCCUGGCGCGGGACGGCGGCCCCCGCGUGGAGCCCACCGUCCUCUUCCAGAAGAUGGGAGUGGGGAGGUUGGACAUGUACGUGCUGAACCCGGUGCGGGGCACCAAGGAGCUGGAGUUCCUCCUGCAGCAGUGGUCGGGGAACGGGUACCCCGAGGAGCAGGAGCUGCCGCUGCAGUGCCUGACCUCGGUGUGCGCCCUGCUGGUCUGGCACCCCGUCAGCCCCGCCGACAAAAUCAUCCGCGUCCUCUUCCCCGGCUGCACUCCCCAGGCGCGCAUCCUGGAGGGGCUGGAGAAGGUGAAGCACCUGGAGUUCCUCAAGCAGCCCGUGGUCACCAAGAACGACUUGAAGGGCCCUCAAGCCGACAAGCAGCUGAAGCAGAGGAGGACGGAGAGCAAGGAGAGCCUGGCAUCCACCUCCAAGCUCAGCCUGGUGGAUGCUGGGAUACCCAAGGAGAAGGCUCCGAAAACGGCGGAGAGGAAGGAGGUGAAGGUGGGGACCAAGGAGAAGCCGAAGGCGCUGGGGGAGGUGACCAGAGCGGGGUCGGAGGAGGAGAAGGCCAAACUCGCCAAGCUGGACUCCUCUGCGGAGAAGCUGAAGGCGGAGGCGAAGCCGAAGGUGAGCAAGGAGAAAGCGAUGCCCAAGAAGGAGCCCGUGCCUCGCAAAGAGGAGAAGAAACCACUGAAGAAGGAGGAGAGCAGCGAGGGGAAGCUGGAACCAAAGAAGGAGGUGAAGAUGGUGAAGAAGGACGUGAAGGCGGAUACGCUGCGGAAGGACGCAAAGGACGGCAAGGCUGAGCCCAAGGCUGCUGCAAAGCCCCCGGCACGGAAAACACCGGUGCCCGAUGCCCGCAAGCCGCUGGUCAAGACCGGCAGCAUCAAGAGGGCCACCCUCAAGAAGGAGCCAGAGAAACCCAAGGCCAAAGGCGGCAAGGAGCCGGGUGGCAAGAGGGAGCCGGGGCCACCGGAGGGCUCCAAGCCCUCCUCCCCCGAAGACGUGGUGCUGGAGGCCGAGGGGCGGAGGAGGAAGGAGGAGUCGCCGGACGAAGGCAUCACCACGGCCGAGAGCGAGCUGGAGCCGUCACCGCUGGAGAACGGAGGGGCUGGGAGGGGGCCGGAGCCGAGCUGCGUGGAGAACGGCGUGGAGGAGCCCGAGAGCCCCCAGCGCUUCCGCUACCCCGAGGGCAGCCCCUGGAGGGCUGUCGGCCCCCCGUCGCCUUUGGCCAAGACCCCCAGGAGCGAGCGCAGCGUCAACUUUGACCUGACGCCCACCGGGCUGCUGCCCCCCGGCCCCGAGGGCGGCGAGGACCCGUGCGGCAGCUCCGAGGAGAAGACCCUGGAGAUGAUGUCCCCGGGCAGCUCGGGGCCCGCCAGCGCCGGGCACACUCCGUUCCAUCAGUCACCGGUGGAGGACGGCGCCGAGGAGCCGGGUGCCAACACGCAGCCCAACCCCUGGGCUCCGGGCAGAGCCCCGCAGGACGGCAGCGAGAAGCAGGCGGGCUGCCUGUCCCUCAGCCCCUUCAAGGACGACGUCCCCGACGUGUCCCCCACCGUCACCACCCCCUCGCUGCCGGCCGAGGUGGGCUCCCCGCACUCCACCGAGGUGGACGAGUCGCUGUCGGUGUCCUUCGAGCAGGUGCUGCCGCCGGUCAGCGAGUCCCCGCAGGAGGAGAGCGGGCGGCCCCGCGCCACGCCGGAGCCCGACCCCGCCAAGGCGGGGGGGCUGUCGCUGCCGCUGCGGCCCUGCCACCACCCGCACCCCCCCCCGGCUCCGCGCCACGGCCGCCGCUCCGAUUCGCCCCACGACGUGGACCUGUGCCUGGUGUCCCCCUGCGAGUUCGAGCACCCCAAAGCCGGCCGCUCUCCCGCCGCCAGCCCCCGCGACCUGUCGGACAGCGAUCCCUCGCAGGAGCUGCAGCCCCCGGCCCCGCACCGCGGCCGGGCCCCCCCCCAGCCCGUGGGUGAGACGCCCCCCACCUCGGUCAGCGAGUCGCUGCCCACCCUCUCCGACUCCGACGUGCCCCCCGCCACCGAGGACUGCCCCUCUCUGCUGGCCGACGGGUUGGAGUCGGACGAGGACUCGGAGCAGCCCCCCCGCGGCCCCCCCAGGGCCCGCGACCCGCUGCCGGCCCCCAUGAAGGACCCCUGCCCCCUCCCCGCCCAGCCCGGCAUCUGCAUGGUGGACCCCGAGGCGCUGCCCAAGAAGGAGCCCCCCCCCGGCAAAGCCAAGCGCACCCCAUCCCGCGUGGGUGCAGUGCCCGCCGCCCCCAAACCCGACGCCCCUAAAGCCACCGGCCUGGCCCUCAAGGGCAGGGGCCCCGCUGGGGACAAGGCCCGGCUGCCCCCCGGGGACAAGAAGGGCCCCCCCAGCGGCACAGGGACCAUGCGCAGCGCUGGAGCCAGAGCAUCGAUGGGAGCCGGACGGGCGUCCCCAGCAGGCUCAAGGGCUGCAGCCCCCCAGGGCCCCCCGGUGUACGUGGACCUGGCGUACCUGCCCGGCUCGUGGAGCGCCCGCACGGUGGAUGAGGAAUUCUUCCGACGCGUCCGCUCCCUCUGCUACGUGGUGAGCGGCGACGACCACCUGAAGGAGGGGGUCCUGCGGCCCAUCCUGGACGCGCUGCUGGCCGGCAAGCACCAGUGGGGCACCGACACCCAGGUGAGACAACCCCCCCCCCCCCCAGACCCCCAAAUAGAAGGGGAACGCAUGGGAUGGAGCAUCCCCCCCCAGACCCCCAAAUAG